Panthera uncia (snow leopard) is the source of this 6592-nucleotide messenger RNA. RefSeq names its product vesicle transport through interaction with t-SNAREs 1A (gene VTI1A). Gene Ontology annotation, biological process: retrograde transport, endosome to Golgi; intracellular protein transport; Golgi to vacuole transport. The record is from RefSeq and is a predicted model, not a curated record. The transcript has 10 exons. Gene Ontology annotation, cellular component: endoplasmic reticulum membrane; SNARE complex; late endosome membrane. Gene Ontology annotation, molecular function: SNARE binding; SNAP receptor activity. NCBI's taxonomy places the organism in Eukaryota, Metazoa, Chordata, Mammalia, Carnivora, Felidae. Bases 134 to 742 code for a protein of 202 amino acids.
GUCUGGGAGCUGUCCCCGGUUCUCCGCUCUGCUGUCGAGGCCGCCUCCGGGGUCCUUACACCGUGUUCCUCUGUCCCGCGUGGCCUCUGCCACGACCUGGGCCUCGGCCCGGGCCGAUCACUCCGGAGCCGCCAUGUCAUCCGAUUUCGAAGGCUACGAGCAGGACUUCGCGGUGCUCACGGCAGAGAUCACCAGCAAGAUUGCGAGGGUCCCCCGACUCCCUCCUGAUGAGAAGAAGCAGAUGGUUGGCCACGUGGAGAAACAGCUCGAAGAAGCGAAAGAAUUGCUCGAACAGAUGGAUCUGGAAGUCCGAGAGAUCCCACCCCAAAGUCGAGGAAUGUACAGCAACCGGAUGCGAAGCUACAAGCAAGAAAUGGGCAAACUUGAAACAGAUUUUAAAAGGUCACGGAUCGCCUACAGUGACGAAGUACGGAAUGAGCUCCUAGGGGAUGAUGGGAAUUCCUCAGAGAACCAGUUGAUAAAAUUACGUGAAGAGAGGGCACAUCUGCUCGAUAACACAGAGAGGCUGGAAAGGUCAUCUCGGAGACUAGAGGCUGGAUACCAAAUAGCAGUGGAAACCGAGCAAAUUGGCCAGGAGAUGUUGGAAAACCUCAGUCACGACAGAGAAAAGAUACAGCGAGCACGUGAACGACUUCGAGAAACAGAUGCUAACUUGGGGAAAAGCUCCAGGGUCCUGACGGGGAUGUUGCGAAGGAUGAGACCAUGGCUUUGCUUACUAUGAGAAAAACUUUCAACUGUUAAGGUUUGGGAUUCAUGUCAGGAUGAGGAAACUGAGGCUUAGAAAAGUUCAGUAACUUGCACAAAGUCACACAACUAUCAAGUCUCAGCCACGAUUGCAGCUACUCCUGUCCAUCAGCCUUAAGCGCUCAGCUCUCCUUGUCUGAAACCUGAUACCAGCUGGGUUCUCAUCAUGCAGUCAGCCUCCAAGGAACAUAAGUAAUGCAUGUGGUCAAACUGAAAUGCCUGUUAAAAAUCAGACUAUGGGGGCGCCUGGGUGGCUCAGUCGGUGAAGCUUCUGACUUUGGUUCAGGUCAUGGUCUCGUGGCUCGUGAGUUCGAGCCCCACAUCGGGCGUUCUGCUGUCAGCACAGAGCCUGCUUCAGAUCCUCUGUCCCCCUCUCUGUCUGCUCCUCCCCUGCAUGUGCUCUCUCUCUGUCUCUCUCAAAUAAAUAAACUUAGAAAAGGUCAGACUAAGCUUCUAUUAAACUAUUAACUAUAAACUAUUCAAAUGCUUCAUUUAGAUUAUCACUGAUGUUUUCAGUCAAUAACUUGAGAAUCAGAGUUUUCAGAAAAUACUUAAGGUGUGUAUUUACCAGCUCCUCCCACCUUAGCUGGGGAGCAUGGGCCACCGUGGGCCUGAACAACCCACAUAUGUGUGCCAAGGUUGGCACAAGAAAUAAUUUCCUUAUGGCACAUGGAGAUUGCUACCCUGAGACCACAGGCAAAAUAGCAAAAUGGCCAAACAGGUCUUUGGUUUUUUGGUGCCCAGCUCUUUCCUUCUAUUCUUCCCUUCCUAGCACCGUGGUCCCGUUCUGGUGUCUGAAUCUCCCCCUGUAACCGGUUGCAUCCAGGCCAGCCUGUCCCAGAAGGGCAUUCCCCAGCGAACACUCAGCCUAUGAGACACAGUAGUCUCUAUGACUGGAAAAGCAGUCUGAGGAAGGUAAACCACACUCAGACCUAGUCUUGGGGCAUAACAGAGUUUUAUAAGAGUGAAAAUGGAGACAGGUAAUAUUAUGAACUCUGUAGACCUUUACCUCUGUUUAGAAUAGGCCACUGUUUUCCAUGCUGUGUUGCAUUUCUGCUCAAAUACCCCUGUCACCGCUCUGUGCCCUUUCCCUGCUGUCUUUCUUCAUAGCACAUGUCACUACUGGGAAUUAUAUUAUGUAUCUGUUUGUUCAUUGUCAUCUCCUCCCAGAGGAUAUAAGCCCAACAAGAGCAGCAACCUAGUGUUGUUUGCUGCCGUAAACCCAGCAUCGGCAAGAGGGCUUGGCACAUAGUAGGUGCUUAAUAAAUAUUUAUCAAUGGAAAGAUCAACCACUUAUGUUUCUUCUGAGAGAGGCAGCUUUUACUUUAACUCAGUUUUUUCCCCAAAAGAGCAAAUUUAAGAACAUGGUUUUACUGUUCUUAUUGCUUGAGAUGAGGUGAUUUUUUUUUUUCUUUAAAAGGACAAUUUAGAGUUGAUCUAAAGAAAACAUUUAAGUAAAUACUAGCUCAGGUGAUGCUCAGGUAUGGUAAAGUCAGGAAAACGGUAUUUGAGUGUCUAGAAAACACAGUGAGUUCAGAAAACCCUGAUCUCACAAAAUCCACCAUUAUAUUAGUGGAUAACCUUCAUGUGAAUAAAAAAUUACAGUGGUCUACACAAUUCAUCUUGAAAUAAUUACGAGCCAGCCUUUUCAAUCUCACAUGAUGUGCACCGUGUUCAUGGUUCUCUUAGAAUUAUUUUUGGCUCUGGGAGUUAUGUGCAUAAAAUUAAAACCAAAACUUAUCCACAUUUGAGCCCAAAUAUUUCCUCUUUUAAGCUGUUCCCGUAACUUUGAAGUCAGGGUUAAACCACAGGCUUAUGUUUUCUUAUAAUAAUUUUUUUUAAAUAUUUGGGUCCAGUGAUACCUGCUAACCGGGCUCAGGAACAUUCAAGAACAAACUGUGCCAUAUUAUUUAAGUUCUUCCUCAUCUUACAAAAAUGAAAUAUCACAAAUUACUGAAUUUUAAUGUCUCCUGAAUCUCCGAGCCAAAAAAGAAGGAAGAUAAAACUAAUGACUAAUUUAAACACUAAAAAAACAAAGAAAGAAAGAAAGAAAGAAAGAAAGAAAGAAAGAAAGAAAGAAAGAAGGAAAGAAGAGGAAAGAAAAGAGAAAAGAAAGAGGGCAGGAGAUAGGAGACAGAGCCAAGUGAGCCAAGAUUGCUUACCUGUUAUGAUGAUUGUUAUUAAAAUCACAGUUUUAUUGGGGGGGGGGAAGAAUAUGCUUUUGUGGUGCCAGGUUUGAGGGAUCCUCUUUGUUAAAACCUUUAUCAAUGAAGUUUAAAAACUGAGACUAGUUUCUUUUGGGAAGCCUUUUAGUUGGGGGAGGAGGGCAGGUGACUGGACAGGGAACAAUAAAUGGGAGGGGUGGAACCAUGCUGUUAAUAAAAAUAUAGUUUUGUAUGUUUGAAUAAAGGCGGCUCAUGCUCUCCUUGUAGACCUCCAGUCAGUGAGCCUGUGCACUUCCUUUUUCCUGCCAGAUAUUUGUUCCUGGCUAGAAGACAUUUUAAGAUAUUUAUUUGAUGACACACACCUGCUGGGUAGAUGAAAAGCAACCGCUCCCGAGGAUGACCUACUUCAAGGGCGCAGUAAGCUUCUGAGGACUUUGGCAGGUUGUCCUUAAAUCAUUUGAGUGCAUCUUGACAUCACCUGUUGAACAUGUCUAAGGCUCGUGCAUUUUCCAGACUUGUUGGAGGCAGAGUUGCUAACCCCAGAAAAGAGAUGACUAAGUCAGUCAUGACUUUGUAAAAGUGUACUCACACAGGGAAGAUGCACUGCUUUACCAAGCCAACCCCAAGUAUGUGAACCGCCAUUCUUGGUGCUCGGGAUAGAAACUGGCCACUGUGGAGUGGACCAUCUAGAAAGUGGACCUAGGAGGAAUACACGCCAGUAUGGUCCAAGAUAGAAGGUACGGAGAAUGAGGGUGGAAGAUGAGGAAAAUGCCACGAACGAAAUUCUGAUGCAGUGUUCUCCUAGGAAUUUACCAGACAGAGGUUUCCAAACGAGAUCAGGGCAGAGCAUGGGAUGUUUGAAAUGCAUUAGAGACAUUGUCACCAAAGGAGUCCUUUGAAGCCAACUUACCUUUACCUGUUCAUUUCCACACCCGUUUACUGAGCACCAGCUGCUGUGACCAAGGGAGGCCUUAGGUAGUAAAGAUACAAAUGUAAAGAAUUUGUAUCUCCUUGUCAAUAUACACAAUCCAGUGAGAAAACACACCUUAAGAAGAACUGUUUUCAUAAACUUUAAUACGAUGUAACAAUAAGUGUACACAAAGAAUUCUUUUCCCUGUUGGACUUCCUGGGGUUGGUGAUGCCUGGCCUGAGUUCUGAAGAGUACGUGUGAGUUAGCCAAAUAAGAGAAAAGAGGGACAUGGAGGCGUUAAAAUAUAUGUUGUGCUCGGGAACUGCAGACUGUACAGUUUUACUCCAGCAUGAAAAGCAAGGCAGGAAUCAGUGGUUGUACCAGUGGGUGUCUUAGAGGGGCUGUAGCUUCCCUGCCCAUCACAGCCAGGACCACCCCAAGCAAACAGUCAGAGGACUGUGCUUGCUGCAUAAAUGUAGUUCAAGGUAAGUUUCCUCACACCCCUGCUGCCCUUCCUGUGUGUGGGAAUCUAGACCUUUCACUGUGGGGACGUUGGCCACUGCGGGGAGGAGUUCUAAGCUCUGAAUCAGUACUGAACUGGGGCUUGCCUUGUUGAUUUACAAGGAGUCUUUCUCUGUUACUUUUAGCUAAAAGUCAUGGUUUAAAAGACUAGACUUCAUACGUGCCCUCUGCGUUAUUUAGGAUAGGAGUCUUCAUUCAGGUUUCCUUUCCUCUUCUCCCAGUUGUCUACUGCUGUGUAAGUAACCCCGCCAAAAUGUAGCGGCUUAGAACAACAAUAAUGAGCCAUAACUUCGUUAUCACUCACAAUUUCUGUGGGUCGGGAAAUGAGGAACAGCUUGGCUGGGUGUCCUGACUCCAAGUCUCUUAUGAGAUUGUCUUCAGACAGAGCCUGGAGCGGAAACAGUUGGGAAGAGACAAGAUCCCGUAGCAGCUAGGGACUGCCUGGGCCCUUCAUUGCUUCGUUGUCUCAAGGCCUUUCCAGGUCGUCUCUCUGCAGGAGCUAGUCUGGGCUUCCUUACAGCAUGGCGGCCUCCGGCUUGGCACCACAGGGCCCCAAAGAUGCGUUCCAAGAGCAAGAUUGGCAGAAGCUGCGUGGCUUUUUCUAACCUAGCCUAGGAAGUCAUACGUGUCACCGCUGGGACAUUCUGUUCAUGAAGACAGUCACAGGGACCCACCACAUUUCAGCAGGGUGAGACCCAGACUCUAUCCCUUGAUGUGGGGAGGGCAAGGCUGUGGAAAACCAAUGGGAUGGGAAGUACUCUUGCAGCCAAUUUUAGAAAAUACAUCAUGUGCCACACCCUUCAAGAAUUUCUCCCUCUACUCACAUAAUCCUUUACCUGAAUAUUAAUGUGCUCCUUGUUGUGUUUCCUGCUCCCUUCCUACACCAUAAUCUAAGGCUUCAGUGCACACACACACACACACACACACACCAAAAAACUUCCAUUUUCUGAAGGAGAGUCAAUCACCCUGGUGUGCAAUGUUCCCCUUAGGAUGAUACCACUUUAUAAGCAUAUAUCCUGUCGCCCCAUUUCAGGGGAGUCGUACUUCGAUCAGGCACUGUUAAAGCCAAAUAUGGCUCAGAUCUUUAACUGAGAUGCCUCUUUUCAUCUAACCAAAGCAGACUAGAGACUCAGGAGUGAAUGAUUUGAAAUCUCUCCUUUUAUUUGCCAUGCACUCGGACGAUUGAUGGUGCUCUCGUAACAAGUUUAAUCAGUGGCAUUUUGGGGAGUACUGCAUAUUUCAGGGAGUGAGAAAAGAAAAAAGUAAAAAAAAAAAAAAAAAGGCCCAGACGUUGGACUCCAGGAAGUUUAAAAAAUGGAAGCAUUAGCAUGUUCUUGGUAGGAAAUCUUCUGAUGUAAAGUUAAACUAUUGAUGUAAAUUUUACAUUUUUAAAUAAGUACUAUUGCAAGUGUGCUAUCUUUAAUGAGGACCUUAAUUCCACUUUUUACACAUAUAUAGUGAACAGAAGUUGGGUUCUUCAAAUAUUUUCUGUUAAAAAUGUAUGAUACAUAAGCAGUGGAUUGGAGGGUUUUUUUUUUUCGCUCUUGGAUAACCUAGAAAAAAACAUAGCUCUAUUUUAAAAUCCCUUCCAGUUCAAGAGUUAUCCAAGCAAAUAGUGUUGACCAAGGUGUUGAAUGCACCGCUAAUAAUAAUGCUACCCUUUCAUAAAGCUAAGUAAUCAGGAAUAAUGCUGAAAAUAAGAAGCCAGUCAUUUAUUUACUCUAUUUGGCAUUGUUAGCACUAAUAAUGCAUUUCAACACAGUGGAAUUGCUAGAUAAUGCUUUUGUGACUUUUAUGCAGCUUAUUGUUAUUUAAAUGAACAGUCGACUGCACUGUAAUGAAGAAAUGCAUGCUUUUCCCAACUCAGUUAUCAAGCAGGAUUCUAGGAAAAUGAGAAUUUGUGUCUGCCUUCAUUCACGAAGCAAACUGGAGGUCACUGUUUUCAAUAUGAACCUUUUUUUAGCUUUUCAACAGUGAAUAAUUAGGAGCCGCUGCUUCUGAAAUUACCUGUAUUCACUGUAGAGAAGGAAAGACUUUUAUCUUCCACGAUGAAAUACAUUUUCUCAUUCAAACUUUGUCAUUCUUUUUUUAAAUGGCAUUUUACACCGCUGAGUCAAUCCUAGGUAGUGAAAUAAAAGAAAUAUACUUUUUGUGCCACAAUAGCCUGUUUAUUCAAUUUUACUUCCUUAAAUUUCAGCUCCUCCUUGAAAAAUGAUCCAAAUGCAAAAAU